Molecule: messenger RNA, 1170 nt
Organism: Macaca mulatta (Rhesus monkey)
Lineage: Eukaryota; Metazoa; Chordata; Mammalia; Primates; Cercopithecidae
Gene: DNAAF10
Product: dynein axonemal assembly factor 10
Molecular function (GO): protein binding
Source: RefSeq, marked provisional
CAAUGUUUGGAGUCUGGUUUCCAGGUUAGUGUUUUGGGGGGCUUUGGGUGUGGCGGUUGUCAGAACUGAAAUCGGCUGCACCAUGUCGGCCUUCGAGAAGCCUCAGAUCAUCGCCCAUAUCCAGAAGGGCUUCAACUACACGGUGUUUGACUGUAAAUGGGUGCCCUGCAGCGCCAAAUUUGUGACCAUGGGCAACUUCGCACGGGGCACCGGCGUCAUUCAGCUGUACGAGAUCCAGCACGGGGACCUGAAGCUGCUUCGAGAGAUUGAAAAGGCCAAACCUAUUAAAUGUGGAACAUUUGGUGCAACAUCUUUACAGCAGAGAUAUUUAGCUACUGGAGAUUUUGGUGGAAACCUUCAUAUAUGGAAUUUAGAAGCUCCAGAGAUGCCAGUAUAUUCUGUAAAGGGCCAUAAAGAAAUUAUAAAUGCCAUAGAUGGCGUAGGUGGACUAGGAAUUGGAGAAGGAGCACCUGAAAUUGUGACUGGCAGCCGAGAUGGAACUGUGAAGGUGUGGGACCCAAGGCAAAAAGAUGAUCCUGUUGCUAAUAUGGAACCUGUACAAGGAGAAAACAAGAGAGACUGUUGGACUGUGGCAUUUGGCAAUGCUUAUAAUCAAGAAGAACGUGUUGUUUGUGCUGGUUAUGACAAUGGGGAUAUCAAACUAUUUGAUCUCAGAAAUAUGGCAUUACGGUGGGAGACAAACAUCAAAAAUGGGGUAUGUAGCUUGGAGUUUGACAGAAAAGACAUAAGUAUGAAUAAGUUAGUAGCCACAUCUCUGGAAGGAAAGUUCCAUGUUUUUGACAUGAGAACACAGCAUCCAACCAAAGGUUUUGCCUCUGUUUCAGAAAAGGCUCAUAAAUCUACUGUGUGGCAGGUCCGACACCUGCCGCAGAACAGGGAGCUCUUUCUGACAGCUGGAGGCGCCGGCGGCCUUCACCUCUGGAAGUAUGAAUACCCUAUUCAGCGGUCAAAGAAAGAUUCUGAGGGAAUAGAAAUGGGAGUCGCAGGUUCUGUAAGCCUUCUGCAGAAUGUUACGUUGUCCACCCAGCCCAUUUCAAGUUUGGAUUGGAGUCCAGAUAAAAGGGGUCUUUGCGUCUGUAGUUCAUUUGACCAAACGGUGAGAGUACUAAUCGUUACGAAACUCCAUAAAAUUUGACUUCAAGACUUUGG